Molecule: messenger RNA, 4385 nt
Organism: Cornus florida
Lineage: Eukaryota; Viridiplantae; Streptophyta; Magnoliopsida; Cornales; Cornaceae
Product: receptor-like protein kinase FERONIA
Exons: 2
Coding region: 486-4151 (1221 amino acids)
Biological process (GO): protein autophosphorylation
Cellular component (GO): plasma membrane; plasmodesma
Molecular function (GO): ATP binding; transmembrane receptor protein tyrosine kinase activity
Source: RefSeq, a predicted model, not a curated record
CUUGCUCUUUUGUAAAUGAAAUGACAUAAUUAGAAGUAUUCAACACUACAUUUAUUCUAAAAUACAACAGUACAGUAGUAGUGCAUAUAUCAUGUCCAAAUUUCAUUUCUUACAAACCUAUCUUUCUAAUUUUUCCAAUUAAUAACUAGGAAAACUUCUUUCUAAUCUUUCUAAAAUACAUAUAAAAAAAUAAAAACUUCUGCCCAAACUAGACUGUCUGUCAUUUGCAAUGAAGCUCAGAAAUACACCUCCGUCUAGAAGGUGCCGAGUACCUUCUUUUUCAUAGCGAUACCAAAGAAGACUCUUUUGUAAACUACCUUGUUCUUUUUGGUGGAAAAUCUGCCAUUGACUUUUACAAAUCUUCUUAAUCAUCUAUUUUUUGGGGCUAGACUUUAACAACCCACUCGUUUGGCUGUUCUUUCUCUCCCCACCCAACUGUGAGGAAUACAAUCUCUUUGAUUCUGUCCAGAGCACCAAAAAAAACCAUGUACCUUUCUCAUCUUAGAAUCAUCAGCACCUUCUACCUUGUCCACCAUCUUUUAUUCACUGGAGCAGGUGAGUUGCUUACCCAAUAUUACCCAGAAGAUGACAUUGCCGUUAACUGUGGCUCCACUGGUAUUUCUUCUGCUUUAGAUGGCCGGGAAUGGAUCGGAGAUGUGGGUUCAAAAUUCACUUCCCCAAAAGAGGAAAAAGGCAAAUCAAUAAGCUCAUCAAUUGUUCACCAAUCACUUUUUGCCGAUCAUGUUCCCUACAUGACUGCUCGGAUCUCUCGUGCUCAAUUCACCUAUACAUUUCAACUCAGACCAGGUCAAAAAUUCAUUCGCCUACACUUUUUUCCAGCUUUAUACCCUGGUUUUGAAAGAUCUAAGGCCCUUAUCACUGUUACAGCAGGUCCAUACACCCUCCUUAGCAAUUUCAGCGCUUCCCUUACUGCUAAUGUUUUAGGUGUAAGAUAUUUUGCAAAAGAAUUUUGUGUCAACAUUGAAAACAAUCAAGUUUUUAGCAUAACAUUCUCUCCAUUUAAAAGUAGUGCAAGUGAUGAUGUUUAUGCUUUUAUCAAUGGAAUUGAGAUUGUCUCCAUGCCCGCCGGUCUUUAUUACACUCCAGCUGGUGAUUUGGGAACCCAUGUCGUUGGCAACGAGUUUCGAUUCUAUAUUGAUAACGGCACUGCACUAGAGAUGAUUCACCGCUUAAAUGUUGGAGGGAGAUCCAUUUUGUCUGUAGAAGAUUUGGGCAUGUUUCGUAUGUGGUAUGGGGAUAAGAAAUACUUAUUACAAUCAAGUUAUUUACAAGUCAGUGCGAGCAAUAUGAUCACAUACACAAACAUACCCACAUAUUCUGCACCACUUAAAGUUUAUCAAACAGCUUGGUCAAUAGGUUCGAACCAACAAACGAACCAAGUGUACAACUUCACAUGGAAAUUACCAAUAGAUUUGGGAUUCAGAUAUCUGGUUAGGCUCCAUUUCUGUGAGCUUGAGCCCAUCACAACUGAGACCAGUAAGAAACGGUUUGAUCUGAUGAUAAACAAUAAGAUCAUUGAGGCUGAUGCAGAUGUGAUCAAAUGGAGCGGUGGACAUGGUGUUGCAGUAUACAAGGACUAUAUGGUUAUGAUGGAAGGAGACAGAAUGAAGAGUGGGCGUGAUCUAAUCAUAGCUCUGCAGCUCAAGUAUGAGUCAAGCACUAAAAAGUUUGAUGCAAUUCUCAAAGGUAUCGAAAUAUUUAAGUUGAGCAACCCCGACAACAAUCUCGCCAGUGUUAAUCCUGUUUUCAUAGCACAUGCUCCAAUAUCUGGGACUCCAAAACUCCAAAAAUUAGUUUUACCUCUUGGCAGUAUAAAUAUGACUGCAACAGGUAUAAUUCUUGUACUCACUCUAUUGAACUUCAUUGUUUACCAUUUAAAUCGUUUGGAAUCAAACUCUAGCAAAAUAAGUGUCUCAUCAUCAUUGGAUGAGGAGUUGCAACGACGCUUCUCACUUGUUGAGAUCCAGUUGGCCACCCACAACUUUGAUGAUGGAUUAGUCAUCGGUAGAGGUGGGUUUGGUAAUGUGUACAAAGGGCUCAUAAACAUGACCAGGACUGUUGCCAUAAAGCGGUUGAAUUCACAAUCCAAACAAGGGGCUCACGAGUUUUGGGCUGAGAUCAACACCCUUUCGAAGCUUCGACAUAAUCAUCUCGUCUCUCUGAUUGGCUACUGUGAUGAUUGUGAGGAGAUGAUCCUGGUCUACGAGUACAUGGUCCAUGGGACCCUUGCUGACCAUCUCCACAAAGCUAGCAGAAAUGGUAGUAAUAAGUCUACUCUUUCCUGGGAACAACGACUCAACGUCUGUAUUGGUGCUGCACGUGGGUUGGACUUCCUGCAUAGGAGUAGCAGUGCCCACCAUGGAAUCAUACACCGUGAUGUGAAGAGUUCAAACAUUUUGUUGGAUGAAAAUUGGGUAGCAAAGAUUUCUGAUUUUGGGUUGUCCAAAAUGGACACUGCAAACAUAUCGCGCACCCACAUGAGCACCAAAGUUAAAGGAACAUUUGGGUAUCUGGAUCCAGAGUAUUUGUUGACUGAAAGAUUGACUAAGAAAUCAGAUGUGUAUGGAUUUGGUGUGGUAUUGUUUGAAGUGCUGUGUGGUAGACGGGCUGUAGAUUUAACACUAGAGGAGGAAGAGCAUAGUCUAGCUCUAUGGGCCCAAAAAUGCAUCCGAAAAGGAACAAUUGAUCAGCUCGUUGAUUCCAAUGUGAAGGAGCAAAUCUCAUCUCAUUGUUUAAGAGGGUUUGCAGAAAUUGCCAACAAAUGCUUGCAUGAUCAACCAAAUAAACGGCCUACAAUGGCUGAAAUAGUGGCAAAUUUAACUACAUUGGAGUUGCAGGGGAGGGCUGAUUCUCAAGGGACUUGCAUCGAGGAACAGGAUAUCGAUGUUGGUGAGAUUAGUAUCGAGCACACUGAAUGGAGUAUUAUGUCAAAUGGUUCUCCCUCAACGUCUGGGCAUUACAGUAUGUCUCCUAUCGAGGUAAUAAAUGAAAGCAAGGAGGCGAAGAGUAUGUCACCUGGAACAAAUAAAAAUAUGGAACUUGGGACAAAGAAGAAGGAUUAUAGUUCUAAUAACGGACCCUCUUGGGGUCGGCAGUUGUGGGGCUUGCUUUGGAAUAGACCAAGACUUUUAAAGAAAAAAGGUAAUCAUCCACUGGCAAAGGUACAUUGUCGUCGCUUUUCACUGCUAGAGAUUCAAGCCGCCACGAAUAAUUUCGAUGAUUGCUUCCUAAUAAAAAAUGAUGACUAUGGUAAGGUUUACCAGGGUGAUAUCCAAAAAAUUGGGAAGGUUACUAUCGAACGGCACUUGAACAGAAAUAAUUUGUCUCUCAGGAUGGAGCUGGUGCAGUCCCAUCUUCGAUGCAUCAACGUGGUAUCCUUGGUUGGGUACUGCUAUGAUGAGCUUGAGAUGAUCCUGGUGUAUGAAUACAUGGCCAACAAGACACUAUCAGAUUGUCUCCACAAUACAAUCAAUAAUCCUCUGUCAUGGAAGCAGAGGCUUCAAAUCUGCAUUGGUGCUGCACGAGGACUGAACUACCUUCAUACAGGUGUGGUGCAGACAAAUAUCCAUGGUGGUGUGACCAAAUUUGUGGAGCGGACAAUUAUCCAUCGUGACGUGAAGUCAUCCAAUAUUCUCUUGGAUCAAAACUGGGUUGCAAAGAUUGCAGGUUUCGGGUCGUCUUUGUUUGUUUCCAAGUACCAAAUGUUCAUCACCACAAAAGUUGCGGGCACACCAGGCUAUGUAGAUCCAGAGUAUCUUCUUACUUCCCUUUUUUCCAUAAAAUCUGAUGUUUACUCUUUUGGCGUGGUGUUGCUUGAAGUGUUGUGCGCGAGGAAAGCAGUAGUAUCUAUGGAAGUCUGGAAUGAGUGGAGGAAUCUAAGCAAGUGGGCCUUAGAUUGCAUAGAAGCAGGGUCGGUUGAACAGAUCAUUGAUCCAUAUCUGAUCGGGAAUGUAUCGACUACGUCUUUAAACGAGUUUGUGGAGAUUGCUAGGAAAUGCUUGCUUCCCAGAGGGAGUGAACGCCCUUCAAUGACUGAUGUUGUGCGUGCACUCGAGCUUGCUCUGGAACUGCAGGAAACUGCUGAUGUUGCAUUGGAGAAUGAGGACAUGGAGCUCUCUGGCUCACGCUGAAUAACUUGUGUUCCUGUAAUACUUAAUAUAUAUUGGAUAACAUCUUUUAGGGUGGAUUGGUAUGGUAUUUUUGGAAAUUAUUAUGUGAUUUCAAUUGUGGGUGUUGGAUUGAGACAAUUUGUAAUGUUUGGUUUGGUGCUAUGAAUGUGUUUUUGGAUAAAUUGGCUUAUGCUCUUGCUGUGCUAUUGGAAAUUCAGUAUCAGGGAAUGCAGUUAGAUUAGUUUUCUUAAUGCU